GGGUCAUUCGUUUGACAGUAACAACAUUCGUUUGGAGUUACCUCCUAUGCAAAAUCUCUCUCGCUGAGAAUAUCACUAUCGUUAACCCAUACUAUCGCUCGUUCUUUCCAAAAUGAAGUUCUCUUCUAUCAGUGCUGUGGCCGCCUUUUUGGCUGUCCAGCAGGUCUCUGCCACCUGGGACACCGAAAGCUGCUUUCCCAGUCCAAGUAAAUGUGACAACAAAUGUACCGACACUCAACAUCAAGGAUGGGAUUGGUCCUGGUUGAACCCGGGCCAGUCUAUCCAGAACUUUGAUGGUUUUGGAUUCUCUGGCUUCACUUGCUCCGAGCGUCCCGGUGGAAAGCUCAAGCGUAGCUCUGACAAAUGCAUCUCCGGUAACAUCUCCAAGGGCAGCCACUCAUCCCCUCCCCAGAUCAGCUGCGGCAAGGACAUUGAUGCCUUCUCUAUCACCCACUUCAGCGUCUACACUGACAAGGACACCGACGUUGACUUCAACUUCGGCAUGCCUGACGGAAGCAAGUGUAAAUUCACCAAGAAGUGCGGUUCAGAGGGUACAGCUGUCUCCAACGACCAGUGCGGUGGUGCCACCUCUGUCAGCUGGACCAUUCCUGAUCACAGUGACGUCGAUAACUGUGGAUUCGGUAUAUACUCUAUUGGAUUUGACUGUGCUCCUCCCACUGGCGGUCACACCAAGACUACUCCUAGCCCUCCUCCCACCGCUUCAGUUUCUAUUCCUCACUCAGCGCCUACAGCUCCUGUCUCUGUUCCAAUGACCAAGCCUACUGGUCCUGCUGGUCCUUCUACUACCACUCCUGGUGGUGGUGUUCCAGGAACCUCUGUUCCUGGUACCUCCGCUCCUGGAACUUCUGCUCCUGGUACUUCCGCUCCUGGAACCUCUGCUCCUGGAACUGCUACCACCCCUGGAGCCCCAGGAACCACCGCUCCCGGUACUACUGCUCCUGGAACCUCUGUUCCUGGAACUGCUACCACCCCUGGAGCCCCAGGAACCACCGCUCCCGGUACUACUGCUCCUGGAACCUCUGCUCCUGGAACUGCUACCACCCCUGGAGCCCCAGGAACCACCGCUCCCGGUACUACUGCUCCUGGAACUGCCACCACUCCUGGUGCUCCGGGAACCACCGCUCCUGGAACCACUGCUCCUGGAACUACAGGCGUUCCUAGUGGAUCUUCACCCGUUGUGUCCGUUCCGGUUGUCACUCCCCCCGUCCAGAGCUUCAGCACUUCCACCGUCUUCACCACCACUGAAAUCACCAUCACCAGCUGCGCCCCAACAGUCACCAACUGCCCUGCCGAAUCUCAGACUGUCGUUACCCAGACCAUUGCUGUUUCCACCACCAUCUGUCCUGUUACGGCUACCGAGACUGGUGUUCCUGGAGGUAACACCUCCCCUGCUGGCCCUGCUGGAACCCCUCCUGCUGGUGCUGGUACCUCACCUGCUGGUCCCACUGGUCCUUCUGAGACCUCUCCUGCAGGUGCCGGAAACACUUCUCCUGCUGGUCCUGCCGGUCCUUCUGAGACCUCUCCUGCACCUGCUGGCAGCACCACCCCCGCCGGAAAUAGCCCUACCCCCGACAACUGCCCCAGCGUGGUCCCCAAGUGUAUCAACACUUGGCUCCCCGAAACCUGCAACGACAACACCGAUGUUCCUUGCUACUGCCCUUCCGCAAACGCCACCGCAUCUAUCAUAUCCUGUAUUCAAGCCUGGAGCAGCGACUCUUCUGAACUCACCACUGCCUUGUCUUACUUCACCGGUAUCUGCAGUGGCUACAUUCCUGGAAACCCAGGUAUCGUCACCGCUGUCCCCACCACAAUCACCCUCGGACCUACCCCUGCUCCUUCGGGUCCUGCUGGUGUCUCUCCUGCUGGAUCUUCUGUGGUGCCCUCUGUACCCUGCACAACCAUCACAUUUGCCUCAAGCACUUAUACCGUCCCUCAAGUCGCUUUCACGACUAUUACUCCUACCGGUGUCGCGGCUACUGGUACCCCUACCGUCGGUCUUGUGGGUGUUACAUCUGUCCCUGUGAUCCCCAACCAAGCCGCCGCUACUACUUUGGCUACCAAGACCAGCGCCGUCCCUGGUGUUGCAGGCGCCACUGGCUUUCAGACACCUACUGCCUCUUCGACAAUUAAGCCUUUCACUGGUGCCGCCGUCCCAGGAGCCCUUGUCUCUCGACAGGGUAUGCUCUUGACCGGUGUCAUGGGCGCGUUGGCCUUGUUCUUGUAA
Molecule: messenger RNA, 2245 nt
Organism: Talaromyces stipitatus ATCC 10500
Lineage: Eukaryota; Fungi; Ascomycota; Eurotiomycetes; Eurotiales; Trichocomaceae
Product: extracellular serine-threonine rich protein
Exons: 2
Coding region: 113-2245 (710 amino acids)
Source: RefSeq, a predicted model, not a curated record